This is a messenger RNA of Notolabrus celidotus (New Zealand spotty), 1016 nucleotides long. It is a transcript of the gene urp1, whose product is annotated as urotensin-related peptide 1. Gene Ontology annotation, cellular component: extracellular region. The transcript has 6 exons. Lineage: Eukaryota; Metazoa; Chordata; Actinopteri; Labriformes; Labridae. Gene Ontology annotation, biological process: regulation of blood pressure; blood vessel diameter maintenance. The record is from RefSeq and is a predicted model, not a curated record. The coding region runs from base 429 to 827 and encodes 132 amino acids. Gene Ontology annotation, molecular function: hormone activity.
GGGUGGCAAGGCUGUGUUUUAGGCUGGAACUUGCCACCCCUGUAGAUCCACCCCUGACGGGCUGUCAAAUAUGUUUUUUAACUUAAAUUAUUGCCGGAUCUCUCUCCUGACUUUCAGUCUAUUGUCUUUGUGGUUGCUCAUUAAUCGGGGAGCUGUAACAUGACCACAGAUUGUCAGAUUAUCAAGGCUUACACAGUUUAUGACCUAGAAGACAGCAGUAAGACAUGAUAUAAUUUAAGCUUUCCACCUUAAGUGUGAUGUCACGAGAAGAUGAGCACCAUGGGGAUAUGGUCUAGUACCAUGUUACAUCAUCAGGAGUACAUAUUGGCAGACAUUUUUCUUAGUGCUAAUACCAGUGAUUAGUUUUUAAAGCUUUUAUUUGCAGAUGCCAUUUGUUGAUUUUCAACUCGUCCCCAGUUGAGCUUCAUAUGUGCAGUGUACUCAAAUCUGUGAUUUGUUCUGCAAGACGGACACAUGCUCUACCUCUUUAUCCUGAUACCAGCCUGGAACCACAAGCAGAUUUCAUUCAGAAGUUAGUUUCAGAGGUGGAGGAUGGAGCAAACCCUUCUGAAGAAGAGCAGAAAGAAGUGAACAACCUGCUCCCUCUGCUGAUGCAGCACAACGGAGCAAGAGACUCCUGGACUAAAGGCGCUAAAGAUUUAGCAACACAAGAGAAGUUUGCAAACAUGGUGGAGAACCUCAGGGAAGCAGUUUUUAAGCUGGAGGCAGCUGACAAGCUCCGCUCUCAGGGUUUUCUCAGAUCGGAGCAGAACCUGCCGAGAACAAACAAAAGAGCAUGUUUCUGGAAAUACUGCGUCACCAACUGAAGUCCAGCAGCAGGAGGUAUGGUGUGAUUUCUGUGCAGACUAAUUGGGACCACCAUUGUUCUCCAUUGGCACUUUUGUUUACCACCAAACAAUAAAUACACCAUCUGUACUGGAUCAACAGAAAAUAUAUUUUUGAAGCUGCAAAAUUGUCUUUUUGUCCCUGAAAAUAAAGUUGAAUAUCAGAAAUGC